Molecule: messenger RNA, 966 nt
Organism: Tachyglossus aculeatus (Australian echidna)
Lineage: Eukaryota; Metazoa; Chordata; Mammalia; Monotremata; Tachyglossidae
Gene: IRX6
Product: iroquois homeobox 6
Exons: 5
Biological process (GO): regulation of transcription by RNA polymerase II; cell development; neuron differentiation
Cellular component (GO): nucleus
Molecular function (GO): RNA polymerase II cis-regulatory region sequence-specific DNA binding; DNA-binding transcription factor activity, RNA polymerase II-specific
Source: RefSeq, a predicted model, not a curated record
GGACGCGAGUCGACGUGGGAGUGGGCACCUUCCGUGCCCAGGCCGCCGCCCCGGGACUGCCAGCUAGCCUCUCCCGGAGGGGGCCGUGCCCAGCGGGAAUCAUCGCCUAUGCUCAGGAAAAGGAGGAGAAGAAGGAAGAAGAAGAAGAAGCACAUCGCCAUGUCCUUCUCCCAGUUCGGAUACCCCUACGGCAGCGCAUCCCAGUUCCUGGUGCCCACCGCCCCCAGCUCCGCCUGCUGCGAGUCCUCGUCCGGCCCGGCGGCCUCAGCCUCCUCGGGCUCGGCUCCGGCCUCUGCCCUGUGCUGUGCGUCCUACGAGAGCCGGCUGCUGGGCAGCGGGAGGCCCCAGCUGGGUGCCACCCUGGCCGUGUACGGGCCCCCCUUCGCCACCGCCGCCUCGCCAGGCUACGGGGGCUACUUGCCCUACAGCGCCCAGCCGCCCGCGCUCUGCAGCGCGCUGAGUCCCGCAUACGAGGUCAAAGAGGCCGCUGGCAACUUGCCCCCGGGGUUCGCCCAGCCCCCCGCCUACUACCCCUACGACCCUCCCCUGGGCCAGGGUCAGUACGACAGGUACGGCUCGGUGGACUUCAGCGGCUCGGCCCGGAGGAAGAACGCCACCCGGGAGACCACGGCCACGCUGAAGGCCUGGCUGCAGGAGCACCGCAAGAACCCCUACCCCACCAAGGGCGAGAAGAUCAUGCUGGCCAUCAUCACCAAGAUGACCCUCACCCAGGUGUCUACCUGGUUCGCCAACGCCCGGCGGCGGCUGAAGAAGGAGAACAAGAUGACUUGGGCGCCCAAGAGCAAGGCCGGGGAUGAAACGAAGGAGGAGCAGGGAGGGGGCGGCCUGGAGGGGAACCGCCGGGAACCCGAUGGCCAAGAUCCAAAGGCCUGCAAGGGGGCCAAGGACCUGCGGCUGAACUACCUGGAAGACCUACAGGAGGAUGAAGAGGUGGAGGAGGAGGAG